Messenger RNA from Anoplophora glabripennis (Asian longhorned beetle), 637 nucleotides. Its product is annotated as coiled-coil domain-containing protein 86. NCBI's taxonomy places the organism in Eukaryota, Metazoa, Arthropoda, Insecta, Coleoptera, Cerambycidae. Bases 86 to 514 code for a protein of 142 amino acids. Gene Ontology annotation, cellular component: nucleolus. The record is from RefSeq and is a predicted model, not a curated record. The transcript is spliced from 2 exons.
UGCAAAAAUCUAAUUGCAAUUUUCUUAGGUUAUGUGUUUAACAUGUUUUAUUGUUUAAUAAAGUUUAAAUAAGUAAUAUUAUAAGAUGUCUGAAAAUAAAACUAAUGCAAAUACAAAGCCACAGAAGAAACCAAAUGAAAAAAGGAAAGUUACUAAUGUAAAUAAAGUUGUUCCAAGAGGAAAGCCAAAAUCUGGUAAAUUUUGGAAAAACGAAAAAACUAAAUUUUCUGCCAUUAUAAAAACUAAAGGUAUUCGCAGCACGUUUGAGAAGAAACAGGCCCUUAGGGAAAAGUUAAAACAAGUUAAGGAAACAUCAAAUGCAAUUAAAGCAGCUCGAGAAGAGGAAAAUGAGUUAAAGAAACAAAGAAGAAGAGAAAACCUUAAGCGCCAAGAGGAAAAUAGAAAAAAGUCUGAAGUAGUUCAGGUUAUUACAAACACAAAGAAAUUAAAGAAAAUGAGAAAGAAACAUCUGAGAACAAUAGAAAAACGAGACACAACUGUUGUUUCUAAUUAGAAAAUUUAUUUGAAAUUGUCAUAGUUUAUUUAUGAAGGAUUUAAAUGUGAUUAUUUAAAAUAAAAAGAAUUACAGAUAUAUCGGAAAUAACCAUGAAAAGUAAUAAACAUUUAUUAAAAAAUA